Messenger RNA from Ostrea edulis (European flat oyster), 2655 nucleotides. Its product is annotated as serine/arginine repetitive matrix protein 1-like. The record is from RefSeq and is a predicted model, not a curated record. NCBI's taxonomy places the organism in Eukaryota, Metazoa, Mollusca, Bivalvia, Ostreida, Ostreidae. The coding region runs from base 174 to 1625 and encodes 483 amino acids. The transcript is spliced from 4 exons.
UGGGGUAACGUCCCAUAGCAGGACUGGAAAGAAAGAGACAGACUGGAAUUUAUCUUUAGUACGAGAUGUAGCGAUACCUGAAAAUCGUGUGAGGUACAAUUAAGAAAAUUAGAUCAACAGGAAUCCUGAGAUUACAAGUGUCUGAAGUAAAGAAUUCCCGCACAUGUAAGGAAAUGGAUGUAGUACUAUUAGGAUUUGCACUUUUGAUUGCAGUGACAGCUCAAUAUUGUAAAGGGUACCCGCUAAUAUCUUCAGCAGAUGAUGUUGAGAGGCGUAUUGGACGAAGGCUUCUAAACACCACAACUCCAGCCCCAGUAGUUGCAGUAGAAGAAAAAUCCUUCUUCGAAAAAGUGGAAGAAUUUUAUGACGAUAAGAACAAUUUUGCAAUGUAUCUCGUGUUACCUUGCAUUGUUUUGGUAUAUGGCGGUUGCAGCGCCAUCUACUGCUGCUACAAAUGUAAACAAUUAUGUACGAAGAAAAAGGAGAAAGAAAAAAACAGUGAUAACGAAUCAGGUGACGAAUCUAACGAUGUUAUCUCACAAAACAACCACCACGACAAGGUCUCACUGGUAACAAGUUCUCCUGAUAAACACGCCGCGAAAGCAGCUGCCUCAAAUCACUUUCGACCUACAUCUAAAGCAAGUGUCUCUGAUGUUCAUGUCGGGGUGACCACACCAUUACCUUGGGCAAUACCCGAAGAACAGCAAACAGAGAUUAAGAAACUACCGCCAUCUUAUUCAGGGCAAUCUGAUUUUAGCCCGAAUAAGAAACAUAUCCAACAGCUUCACCCAACAGAGCUCCAGGAUCUGCAACAGUCAGUUCCGCAUAAUUCAAACGCUUAUCAGAUGCAGACGAUGCACCAUCCAAUGGAUUAUCAUGACAACCACAGAGAUCAGCGACGGCGAAAACUUUCUAAAGAAGAAUCGCUCGAUGAUUUGGAUGAUUAUGAUUUGUCUACAAAUAAUCACCCAAGAUCUUCUCCAAGACGGCAUCCUGACCCUCCACGGUCCCGGCGAAAUUCGAAACAGAACGAUUGUUACAGCUCUGACGACGAGAAAAGAGAGGGGAGAGAACGAAAUGAAAAUAGAAGAGACAAGCAAAGAAGAGAGAUCACCAUGAGCGCUCGAUCUAAGAAUCGAUGUGGUUACUCUCCGACUAAUCCAAGAGAUAGACCAAACAGAGAGGAAACCAUGAGUGGACGUUCUGAUAGACGCAAAGGGUCAGCUGACAGAAGAGAAUAUGGAGGUCGUCCUCCACGCAAGGUGAACGAAGUAAAACCUACACCUCAGAUAAGACCAGAAGAUGAAAGAUAUAAAGAAAAUUCUCCAAAGAUACCUCCACCAAGACCGGCCCAACCACCUAAACGGCAACCAUACAACCAACAAGAUGAUCGGUUCAUGAGUCCACCGCCUCCCUAUGAGGGCCAUGAGCGUAAAGGGCCAGCUCGCCCAAAUUAUAACCCAAAUCCAACAAUUCGCGUGAUUUCUCAAACAAAAGGUGGUGGUCCAGUCUCGGAAAUUGAUGUGGCACGACAAGCCGCAGAGAUGCUCAGAAUAGAUGAUCCUAAAUUUGGUCACAUGGGAGGUAAUAAAAAGCCUAAACGAUUGGUCUUUGUUGCAGAAUGAGAUGUCAAUUGAACAUGUAAUUCAUUUUAACAACAACUUCAAAUAUGUAAUAAUGAAUUUUUACGAAUUUGUUGCAACCUGUUUUGAGAACCAUUUGAAUUGUCAUUAUACUGUAAUUUUUUUGGCAUAUCAUAUCUGUUAUUUGGAAAUGUGUGAUUAGCAGAAAGGCUUACGAAAAUUCAUUUCUGAAUUCUUGAGUCAGGAAAAUGACACACGCUUUGCAUCCCAUCAUAUUUGAAACAAUUGCCAUGAACAUAUUCAAAGAGUAUCCCGCUGUUGCUGAUAAAUGCUGAAUGACGCUGACAUCCGUACCAAGAAAUUACUAUAUUUCAUGUAAUCACUUGGAAUGAAGUGCAUGUAUAAGCAGUGAGACUCGCCGAUAUUAACACAUUCUUUUUGAAUAUUUUCAAAUUAUUUAUUAGACAUUCCAACUUUGUAGAUUAAGUGUAUGUUGUUUUACGCCGAUUGGGCAAUACUUUAGCCAUCUUUUGACGAAAGACGUAUUAAACUGCGUGGGGCCGCUGUAGUAGACCUGAAACUUUCUCUUUUUCGAACAUCACGAGACAUUUUACAUGCCAGGAGGUUGUUAUCUUGACAUUAGACCGCCAUUAAAUGACCCCAUCAGACGGACUGGUUUUCCUUCUUUUCUUUACUAUUGUUCAAUGAUACAAAAUAGGUCUAGGAUGUCCAUAGAUAUACAAGAUUCUUUGAGGUUUUGUUGGUGUGCUGCUAUUAUUAUGGUAUACAAGAAAACUUCCAACUGUAUCUACAAUAUAUAUUUCUAGUUGCCAUCCAAUCCAUUCGAUCAAAUAUAGAUAAUCCUUCUAUGGUCAAAAAUUUAAAUGAGUGAUUUCUCUUUUGUGAAAGAAUUGCGGUUUUUUUUAAAUAUAACACCACUGUUUAGUUUGUGAACAGUAUUACUAUUUUAGCUGUUUAUGUGUAUUUUGAUAAUACAUACUUGCACUUGUUGUUUAGACUUUUCGAUUCAAAGAAUCUUAUAAUUGUUGAUGAAUAAAUUAUUUUCUCCUAA